Molecule: messenger RNA, 925 nt
Organism: Eucalyptus grandis
Lineage: Eukaryota; Viridiplantae; Streptophyta; Magnoliopsida; Myrtales; Myrtaceae
Exons: 3
Coding region: 44-619 (191 amino acids)
Molecular function (GO): protein binding
Source: RefSeq, a predicted model, not a curated record
GCUCACGCUAGCAGAAGAAGAUCAGAGAUAUAGCCAGACCGCCAUGGAAGCUGCUCUAUUCCGAGUCAAAUCAGUCCCUAACCGUCACUCAGUUCCCUCGGAUACCUCCGCGUUCUCCUCCUCCUCCUCUAGGAUCGCCGCCGGAAUCUCUCUCCGUCGCCGGAGACGAGGCGGAGGAGGCUCGAGCUGGAGAGGAUCGGCCGCCCCGCGAGCCCUGUCGCAGGACGGCGCGAUCGCGCGGCGGGGAGCUCCGGGCGGCGCCGGCGAUCGCGGCGGAUGCGCGAAGAGGAGCGAGAUCGGCGAUCAUUACCGCGAGAUGUUGGCGUCGAGCCCCGACUGCUCGCUCUUGCUGAGGAAUUACGCCAAGUACUUGCACGAGGUGGAGAGAGAUGCGGAGAGAGCGGAGGAGUACUAUGCGAGAGCGAUACUGGCGAGCCCCGGCGACGGCGAGGUUCUGUCGCUGUACGGGAGGUUGAUUUGGGAGGCGGAGAGAGACGGAGAUAGGGCCGCGCUGUACUUCGAGCGAGCGGUGAACGCGUCUCCCGAUGACUGCAUGGUGUUGGGAUCGUACGCGCGCUUUCUGUGGGAAGCGGGGGAAGAAGAUGAAGAAACGGUUUGAUUUGCCAAGCUCAAGCCUCACAGGCCAUGGUUCCAAUGUCACAACAGAGGUUGGAAUUCCAUGCUCAUUACAGCGAUGUCUUGGCGCAACAACUGAAGAUCACAGAGCUGCGGGACAGAGAACAGACAACUUCGACGCGGCCGGGGGAAGCGAGCCGACAUGCUGAUCGAAGAGAAAUGAAGGGGAACGGCUAUAGAAGAUCAUCUAGAGAUUAUUGUGUUGGAGGUUUUCCCUUCUGCGCAGCCAACUUGUAUCUGCAUACCACAAAGUCAUUCGGUUCAUUACAAUGAAGAUGAUCUUGUCCAA